Rhineura floridana is the source of this 5439-nucleotide messenger RNA. RefSeq names its product regulator of telomere elongation helicase 1 (gene RTEL1). NCBI's taxonomy places the organism in Eukaryota, Metazoa, Chordata, Lepidosauria, Squamata, Rhineuridae. Gene Ontology annotation, molecular function: DNA polymerase binding; ATP binding; DNA binding. The record is from RefSeq and is a predicted model, not a curated record. Bases 192 to 4082 code for a protein of 1296 amino acids. The transcript is spliced from 36 exons. Gene Ontology annotation, cellular component: nucleus. Gene Ontology annotation, biological process: DNA replication; DNA recombination; regulation of double-strand break repair via homologous recombination.
UCCGGCUUUCCUCCCGCUGUUACCGCGGCAACUCAAGGGGAGAGCCUCGCGAGACGUUGGAGACCGGCGCGCGGCGGAGGAGCAGGACGAGAGCUGCCUAGCGAAUGGGGUGAGAGCGAAUGGGGUCACGUGACGGAGCACGCGGCGAGUGCGGCUUUGAGGCUCUGAAAUCCUGGUAUGUCUGAUGAAAUAUGCCCCAAAUAAAAUUAAAUGGCAUCACUGUGGACUUUCCAUUUCAACCUUACAAAUGUCAGGAAGAAUACAUGUCUAAAGUGUUGGAGUGCCUGCAAAAGCAAGUGAAUGGGAUUUUGGAGAGUCCCACAGGCACGGGGAAGACACUAUGCCUCCUGUGUUCAACUCUAGCUUGGCGGGACCACUUCAAAGAUGCCAUCUCUGCACAGAAGAUCACCCAGCGACUGAAUGGAGGAGAACUCUUUGCUGACCGACCAAUGUCAUCUUGGGGCAAUGCUACUGCUGGUGCUGAUAUUCCAGCUUAUUACACUGACAUUCCUAAAAUAAUAUAUGCCUCCAGAACUCAUUCUCAGCUUACUCAGGUCAUCAGUGAAUUAAAGAACACAGUUUACAGGCCAAAGGUAUGUGUUUUGGGUUCCAGAGAGCAGCUCUGCAUCCACCCUGAAGUUAAAAGACAGGAAAGUAACCAUAUGCAGAUCCACAUGUGCCGUAUGAAGGUAACAACUCGCACGUGUCAUUUCUAUAACAACGUGGAAGAGAAGAGCACUGAGAAAGAUCUGAUCAACUCCAUCUUGGAUAUUGAAGACCUGGUUAAAAAUGGAAACAAGCACAGAGUUUGCCCUUAUUAUCUCUCUCGGAGUUUGAAGCAGCAAGCAGACAUCAUUUUUAUGCCUUAUAACUAUUUACUGGACUCAAAGAGUCGAAGAGCUCACAACUUGGACUUGAAGGGGACUGUAGUAAUACUUGAUGAAGCUCACAAUGUGGAGAGGCUAUGUGAAGAAUUGGCUUCAUUUGACUUGACUCCAUAUGACUUAGCUUCAGCUGUGGAUGCCAUCAACAUAGUUUUGGAAGAACAAGCCAAAAAAGUCCAACAGAAUGAAAUCUACUCUGAAUUCAGUGUGGAGCAUGCCAACUCAGGAUUAAACAUGGAGCUUGAAGACAUAGCAAAGAUAAAGCAGAUACUUCUUCAGCUGGAAAACGCUAUAGAUGCUGUAGAGCUACCAUCAAGUGAAAGUGGGCUCACUAACGAUGGAAGCUACAUAUUUAACUUGUUUGCAAAGGCCCAAAUCACAUUCCAAACCCGGACUUCUCUCCUUGAGUCAUUGGAACAAAUUCUACAGUAUUUAGCAGGCCGUACUGGGAUGUUCACCAACACAGCUGGGUUGCAUAAAUUUGCAGACAUAAUCCAGACUGUUUUUAACUAUGGUCCACCAGAAGCCACAUCUAGCUGGACCCCGGACUGCUCAGUGUCAAAGUAUUUUAAGGUCCACAUCUAUCCAGACGCAAGUAAUCAGAAAAAGAAGCAGAGGACAGACCUGUGGAAUUCAUCAGUAACUAAAAAACAAGGAAAGGUCUUGAGCUAUUGGUGUUUCAGCCCUGGAUACAGCAUGCACGAGUUGGUUCGUCAGGGAGUCCGGACAAUCAUUCUCACUAGCGGGACACUCUCUCCGGUUUCUUCUUUUACUAUGGAAAUGCAGAUACCUUUCCAAGUGUGUUUAGAAAACCCACAUGUUAUCGAUAAACACCAGAUUUGGGUGGGGAUAAUUCCCAAAGGACCUGAUGGAGGUCUGCUGAGCUCCAACUAUGAAAAAAGGUUUUCAACAGAAUGUCUGUCUUCUCUUGGGAAAACAAUAGGUAAUCUUGUUCGAAUCAUACCACAUGGACUGCUUGUAUUCUUCCCUUCAUAUCCUGUCAUGGAUAAAAGCCUGGAAUACUGGAGAGAGCAUAAUUUUGCUGGAAAAAUAGAAGCAAUAAAGCCAAUGUUUGUGGAACCAAGAAACAAAGGAAUUUUCACAGAGGUCAUAGAUGCCUAUUAUGAAAAGAUUGUCUGUCCAAACUCUAACGGUGCUAUUUUCUUGGCUGUGUGUCGAGGGAAGGCCAGUGAAGGUUUGGACUUUGCUGAUAGGAAUGGACGAGGUGUCAUCGUAACAGGCCUUCCUUUUCCCCCUCAUAAGGACCCGAGGGUCAUGUUAAAGAUGAAGUUUUUGGAUGAGAUGAGGGCAAAAGGUGGUGCUGGUGGACAGUAUUUAUCUGGGAGCAGCUGGUACAGACAGCAGGCUUCUCGUGCAGUGAAUCAGGCCAUUGGUAGAGUCAUCCGCCACCGACAGGACUACGGCGCCAUCUUCCUCUGUGACCACAGGUUCAUGAAUACAGAUGCAAGAGCCCAACUGCCUUCCUGGGUCCGUCCUCACAUCAAGAUUUAUGAAAAUUUUGGGCAUGCAGUCAGAGACGUGUCUCAGUUCUUCCGUUUUGCACAAAAAAGUAUGCCCCCACCCCCACCUCGUGUUCCUUCUUGCACCACCACUGGAGAAGGUAGCUCCACACCUUCUGCUUCAAGUGAGCAGUUCCUUUCCGUGACAAAAGCCAGCAAUUUGGAUGACCAUGUUCCAAGUUUGAAAAGAAAGAGCAUUGACAACAGAGUGGCCAACCUGUGUGUAGAGUAUGAACAAGGUCCAAGUUCCUCAAGGAAACAGCCUGGUGGCCUCCUAGCUGCACUGGAGUGCAAUGAGAAGACUGGCAGAGAGGCAGGCGAGGAAGACAGCUUGCCAGGAGAAGAAAAGGCAAAACGUUUGUCAACUCUCUCCCUUCAAUAUGAGAAGAAGCUCACGGAUGAGCAGAAAGGUGGCAGGAAGAAAAUCAAGAUAGUCAGCAAUCUGCAGUCUGGUGCAGUACCGGACUCCUCUGAACCCAAACAAGCUCGGGCUGCAGCUUUCAUUGCAACAGUGAAACAAUCCCUGAGCCAGCUGAACGUUGACAUAUUCUUACGGGCUCUCCAGCAGUACAAGAACACAAAUGACUUCGAUACUAUGUUGUCUCAGAUGAGUGCACUUUUCAUGGAAGACCAGAAAAAGCAUGUUCUAUUGCGAGAGUUUUACCAGUUUGUUCGGCCGAAACACAAAAAGCAAUUUGACAAAGCUUGUUGUUGCCUGACUGGAGUGGGCUGCGGCUACAAACCUGAGCACAGCCUGCUGCGAGAGGAGAGGCUGCUGCUGGCCAAACACACAGAGAAAGAAUGUGAGAAGAAAACCACGUUUUCAGAAGGUUCAGCUGGGCAGCUCAACUCUGAGCAGCAUUUGAAUAGAGGAGGAUCCCACCUAACUUCCAGGUCAGACGUCACAGGAGGAAACAGUGCCUUUGUGCCUGAUGUCCCCUCCGAAAUAUUGUCCAGCUCUGUAAAGGAGAGCCACAACCAGAUAAUCCGAUCAGCCUACCUGAGCGACCUCAAAAUGGCUCUGGACAAAAGCAGCUUCAGCCGUUUCUUUUCAGCACUGUCAGCAUAUAAGAAGACUGAUGACUAUGAUACCAUGGUGUCUGUGGUUGCAGCCCUCACCACAGAGAAGCCAGAACAUUUUCAUCUGCUGCAAAGAUUCUCCAUGUUUGUGCGCCCCCAUCAUAAAGAGCGAUUCAGACAGGUGUGUAAAGAGCUGGCUGGAAUGAGUUGCCCUGAGGAAAGUGAGGAGGUUCCGUUACCAGGAGAGGAGGAGUGCUCCCUUGGUUUGAGGGGCUCAUGCCGCACUGUGGAAGAGAGCAAAAUUCAGGAUAAAGCUGCCAGCCCAACCCCAGGAUCCUCCAAGAGCGAAAUGCUAGAGAAGAUCCAAAGCACAGCCACCUCUGUAAGUAAUCUGGAAUCACCGAAGUCCAAGGGUUCAAGCAAUAUGCGAGCACCCAUGAAUUCUGAUAGCCUGCCCAUCUCAUCAGUAACUGGAGGAUUCCAGUGUUGGAAAUGCAAAUCUGAGCAUGGUGUGCCUUUUAAAUGCCAGCUGUGUGCCUUCACUUGUUGCAAAGCAUGCUGGGAGAGUCUCUUAAAGGUUGCCAAGAAGUGUCCAGGAUGCCAAGCUAAUACCAAGAAGAGGCAUUUAUCUGUGUCUUAUUGGCCAGAUCCCCAGUGAGAGCGAUGUACAGUGACAGCAUUCACUGCUUAACCAGGCAAAAACAGCCCAGGACCAUGGAAAGGAAGCAAAGUACACUUAAAGCUGCUUUUUGUUCUCUAGGCUGAUUUUGCCUCCUCAUGGUGCCAUCCUCUGUGCUAAAGUUCAUCCAUCAGAAGAGAUCUUCACUUUGCAGCAGGAGAUGUUAGAAGCAGCAUGGCCUUCAGGAUGACAAAUUACAGCAGAAGGUGAAAGAGCAACAUGAUCUUUGGGAUUACAGUUACCUAGAUAGUCUAAAACAUUCAAACACUGUUGUAGCUGUUGGUCCUUUAGAAUGACAUCAAGGCAAAAGCAUUACAUCAUUUUACUGAUAAUAGUCUUUUCAAUGAGGCUCGGAACUGCAGGCACAUAUUACCGAAAAUGUGGAAAGGUUAAAUAGACAACAAUGCACGAGCCAUCUUUUCUACAUGGCCCACCAUACAUGCUUCUUGUGGCAGUGUUCACGUGCAGAGGUUUUCCAGGAAUGAAUUAAAAUCCAUUAAAUCAAUGCAGUUUGUCCUCCCAUUGGAUGUUGUAGUUUCCAUGCCUGCUUUGUAAAAACAAUCAGUUUGUAGUAGCCAAAAACCUUUUGGAUCGAUGUUGACAGUCUGAGUGGUCUGUUUGCCAGCUGCUCACCAGAAAAAGCAUUCAGAAAAACCGAGCAAAUAACAAACUCAAAUUGAGGUGGAUUGUCUGCUGAUUAGAAAGCUGUGUGUGUUCAUAUUCAACUCAAGGUAAUUUUGACAAGUCCUUAGCUGGUCCAGACCUUUAGUGCAUAGGAUAAUUUACUCGCAAGCCUCUGAAUUUCAUUCCUCUUGAGUGCCUCAUGUUUGAACAUUUUCCUUUGCUGAUCGAGGGUGGGAUUCUAUUCUAUUCAUAGAGAUGUCUGCAAUAACCAAUGUGUUCUGUUGAAAUAAACUGAAGGAAUAAAUUUUAAGUACUUUAAGAUAGGAGAUCAGGAGUGGUUUUAUAUUCUCAUAAUCACAAGGAUGUUUGCUUGUGUGCUAAAUUAAAAAAUUGUGUCAGUUCUUCAAAAGUGGAUAAUAUGCAAUGUUAAAGUAUGUAAAUAAAAAUGCAUGUAUAGUAUGGUUAUAUGUUCAUGUCUAUGUCUGCAGCAUUCCAAACAUUGUGAGUGACAUACAGUGAUGUUCACCCACUUGUGCAAUGGAAAUGUGCUUGUACAAUGGGACUUCUGGUUUCUCUUCUCGUCCCCGUAGCCCCCAAAGUCUGUUCUGGAGAAUCACUCGAAGCUCCGCGCACGAAGAUGAUGGAAAUAGUCUUGCUUGUGGUGUUCCUUUUGUUAUUUGGUAAACAUAAAAAGCAUGUGUUCGGAAUGUAU